AGACGGUCCAGUACAGACAUGCAGUGUAAGCGUUUCCUUUCGUGUGUUCUGCUGCUUACCGCCGCCGGACCCCUCCUCACACACCCUGUCUCACACUCUAACGAGAUGUCCUACACCGGAACAGAGGAGGACCAGGUGGUGAGUCCAGAGGAGCUGUCCCUUUCUGACCACACCUACAGAUUCCACAGUGCACCUGGCCUUGGCAAUCUAAGAUCAGCAGUGUUCAGCCCAGACCAGGCCGUGAGAGAGGUGCUGUUGGAAACACCAGCUUUGAGCCCUCAACCUCAUUUCCUGGGCAGCAGAAGAGAGUACAGAAAGAGAACCACCACCGAGUGCUUCUGGAAGUAUUGUGUCUAGGAGUGACACACACACACACACACACACACACACACGAUACAUAGUAUGUAUUUAUUCUGUUGUGUUCAGGCACAGCUCAGGUGUACAUAGUGAAAUAGUGAAUAUGAGUAAUACACAUGACUGUGUA
This is a messenger RNA of Oncorhynchus mykiss (rainbow trout), 484 nucleotides long. Its product is annotated as prepro-urotensin II-beta. Gene Ontology annotation, molecular function: hormone activity. Gene Ontology annotation, cellular component: extracellular region. The record is from RefSeq and is a predicted model, not a curated record. Lineage: Eukaryota; Metazoa; Chordata; Actinopteri; Salmoniformes; Salmonidae. Gene Ontology annotation, biological process: blood vessel diameter maintenance; regulation of blood pressure.